Molecule: messenger RNA, 490 nt
Organism: Corythoichthys intestinalis (scribbled pipefish)
Lineage: Eukaryota; Metazoa; Chordata; Actinopteri; Syngnathiformes; Syngnathidae
Product: triple functional domain protein-like
Exons: 4
Coding region: 36-443 (135 amino acids)
Source: RefSeq, a predicted model, not a curated record
AGGCACGCGACUCAUCUGGAAGAAACUUUUUUACCAUGGAACAUCUCACGUCUGAACUUACGGCAUUCGUUGAGUGGCUGGGAGAAUACAGCCCAGAGCUUACUGCUGGUUCAUCAGAAGGCAAAGGCUCUGCAAUAGGGAAGACCACUUCUCAUGACACGGACUGGAAAAGAGACAAAGCUGAGGUAUCGACAACUAACUGGCUGCAGCUCUUGCCCAAAACACACGGCAAACGCAAAGUGGUCAUCGCCUCUCUGGCUUUCCAGAAGACCUGGGCACAGGUAUGUUGUCUGCUGGAAAGACUGGAGGAGGAGUACAAGAGGAUGGAGGACUGGUGCUGCGCAACAGGCAAGCCUGACUCCAGCGCUCAGAUGGUUCUUGUGACUUCCAUGAUCAGGAAACACCUGGAACAGAAGCAAUUCUUCCUCAGGCCUUUAUGUUAACAAAGGGAAUCGCAGAUAUCUUCUACCAGUACAUAGAGAGAAACGGC